UCACACAAGGAAGGUGGACCUGUAAUGGAAACCCCAGCCCGUUAUCCUAUUCUGUUUACACUGCUCCUUUUUUCCCUAUAAAUGGAGCUCCCGACUCCACCGCUACUUCACACUCACAGCGCCAUGAAAUCCACCAGUUCAAUCUUGCUGAUCAAGCUCUUCAUUCUGCAAUGCUCAUUGUCGCUUCUGUGCGUUGCCGUUGCGCAGCAAGAUUUUGAUUUCUUCUACUUUGUGCAACAGUGGCCGGGAUCGUACUGCGACACAAAGGCGAGUUGUUGCUAUCCGACGACGGGAAAGCCGGCGACAGAUUUCGGCAUUCAUGGACUCUGGCCGAAUUACAAGGACGGAUCUUACCCCUCGAACUGCGAUCCUGAUAGCCACUUCAAUCGAUCCCAGGUAUCGGACUUGAUCAGCAGAAUGCAGAGGAGUUGGCCGACGCUGGCGUGCCCGAGGGGAGAUGGCUCGUUGUUCUGGUCGCACGAAUGGGAGAAACACGGGACCUGCUCCGAGUCCGUUCUUGACCAGCACCACUACUUCAAAACAGCUCUCAAUUUGAAAGAAACCCUCGGCCUCCUCCCAAUUCUCCAGUCCGCAGGAAUCAACCCGGAUGGAGGAUCCUACAGCUUAAGCAGGAUCAGAGGAGCCAUAAAAGAUGCACUUGGCUUCACUCCGUGGAUCGAAUGCAAUGUUGACGCAUCGGGCAACAGCCAACUGUACCAGGUUUACGUAUGCAUUGACAAUCAAGGAUCAAACACCAUUGAAUGCCCGGUGCUUCCCACCGGCAGCAAAUGUGCUUCCACCGUGCAGUUUCCUUCCUUCUAGAGUAGAGCAGGUUUCACGGCUGCGGCACGGCACGGCACAGCAAAGGGUGUCAAAACGUUCACUCCACUUGUGACGGGGACUUGACAAUCACCAGACGUCAGAAAACAUAACGAAACCCAAAAAGAAACUGAAAUAAAUUGUAUUUCCAGUCAUAUUUAGUAUCUGCUUCUCCACUUGUGAUGUGGAUCUGAUGAUACAUGGGCUUGAAUAUGUUUGUAUUGAGCGGAAAAUAUGAGAUUUGAAAAAAAAAAAAAAAGUGACAUAUAAAAAAUAUUUUAAAUAAAAAUAAUUUCUAUUAUAUUUAACAA
Diospyros lotus (date-plum) is the source of this 1130-nucleotide messenger RNA. Its product is annotated as extracellular ribonuclease LE-like. Gene Ontology annotation, molecular function: ribonuclease T2 activity; RNA binding. The record is from RefSeq and is a predicted model, not a curated record. Gene Ontology annotation, cellular component: extracellular region. Gene Ontology annotation, biological process: RNA catabolic process. The transcript has 4 exons. Bases 82 to 822 code for a protein of 246 amino acids. NCBI's taxonomy places the organism in Eukaryota, Viridiplantae, Streptophyta, Magnoliopsida, Ericales, Ebenaceae.